This is a messenger RNA of Dermatophagoides farinae (American house dust mite), 1303 nucleotides long. RefSeq names its product galactose mutarotase. Gene Ontology annotation, biological process: glucose metabolic process; beta-D-galactose catabolic process via UDP-galactose, Leloir pathway. Gene Ontology annotation, molecular function: carbohydrate binding; aldose 1-epimerase activity. The record is from RefSeq and is a predicted model, not a curated record. Lineage: Eukaryota; Metazoa; Arthropoda; Arachnida; Sarcoptiformes; Pyroglyphidae.
AAAGUUUUCUUUGUAUCAAUUUACUCACUUGUUGUUUUACUCAGAGUUGAAAUUUUCAAUUUUCUUUUAAACGAUGCCAAUCGAAAAGACAACAUUCCACGAAGGUGGUGAUAAUGAUAAUGUUGUUACAUUAUAUUCAUUGACCAAUGGACGUUUAACGGUCAAAAUUAUUGAUUAUGGUGCGACAAUCAUACAGAUUCGAUAUCCUGAUCGUGAUCACAUUGAACGUGAUGUUGUACUUGGAUUCGAUGAAUUUGCCAGUUAUAAAUCGAAACUGAAUCCAUAUUUUGGUUCGACAAUUGGUCGUGUUGCAAAUCGAAUUGCGAAAGGAACAUUUCGUUUGAAUGAACAACAAUAUCAACUAUAUCAGAAUAAUGGUGAAAAUAGUUUACAUGGUGGCCUGAUUGGAUUUGAUAAACGACAAUGGAAACUUUCGAAUGAAGCAGAUAGAUCAAUAACAUUGAUGUAUGAAUCAUUCGAUGGUGAAGAAGGCUAUCCUGGAACCUUAAUCAUUAAGGUUCGAUUCGAAAUAACCGAUUCGGAUGAAUUACAAAUCGAAUAUGAAGCUCAACUCAAAAAUCAAGAUUUGUUGAACGUUAACAAAACAAUUGUUUCAUUAACAAAUCAUUCAUAUUUUAAUCUAAAUGGAUGUUAUGAUCAAGAUUCGUUGAACGUUCUGGAUCAUAAAAUUUGUCUUUAUGCUCGAGAAUUUCUUGAAGUUGACGACGAUCUAAUUCCAACUGGCCGUAUAUUACCGAUAAAAGAUACCGUUAUGGAAUUUGCCGAACAACCACUUCGAACAAUUGGUGAACGUAAAUUUCCAUAUGAUCAUUGUUACGUGCUUGUGAAUGAUUCAAUCGAAUGGAAAUGUACAACCAGGCGACCUUUACGAUUAGCUGCAGAAGUUUAUUCACAACGAACUGGAAUAAAAAUGUCAUUCAUGACCGAUGAACCGGCAUUUCAAUUCUAUAUCGGCGGUUUCAUACCAGAACACGGAUUACAGACGAAAAAAACACAAACAUCCGAGAUGAUCUCAUUGGGAAAAAAUUCCGGUUUCUGUCUCGAAGCACAACGAUUCCCAGAUGCUAUCAAUCAUGAUGGCUGGCGUAAGCAGGUAAUUCUGGCCACAAACGACAUCUACAGACAACAAACUAUUUAUCAAUUUAAAAUAGCUAAUAUUUGAACUGUUUUUUUAAUUUGUACGAGAAGAAAAAAAAUCAAUUGCACACUUAUUGAUCAGCUUAGAAUAAAAAAUGAAUGGGAGAGAAAAAAUUGAAGAAUAUUCACUACUAAUCGAUCGGAA